Molecule: messenger RNA, 1320 nt
Organism: Dicrocoelium dendriticum
Lineage: Eukaryota; Metazoa; Platyhelminthes; Trematoda; Plagiorchiida; Dicrocoeliidae
Source: the annotation of a GenBank genome assembly
AUGGACGAGUUCGCUAUGGGCUGUGGAUCAACCGAUGGCCAAAUUUCCGGUCCGGUUAUCAAUCCUUGGUCAUGCAAACAGCUGGGUGGUGCACGCGAUUAUGUCAUCGCCGGCGGUAGUUCUGGUGGGAGCGCAGCCGCAGUCUCUGCUGGUCUGUGCUUGGCUGCUGUAGCCUCAGACACUGGGGGUUCAGCCCGCUUGCCCGCUGCUCAUUGCGGUGUGGUCGGACUGAAGCCCACCUACGGUUUACUAUCACGUCAUGGACUCAUCCCUCUGGUCAACUCAUUGGACGUCCCAGCACUGAUUGCUUCGUGUGUUUCAGAUGUCGCUGCGCUGCUGGCCUCUUGGAUGAAUCCAAAGGACCAAACGGCGCGACGGAUGGAUGCUACCUGUAUCCCACUGUCUGACAAUCAACUCAGCAUCUUCCACCACGGCCUAACUGCUAUUGCCACCCAUUGCGCUUGUGAAGGGCAGUCGAGCAGACUACGCAUUGGAAUCCCGGUGGAAUACCAUGCUCCCGGAUUAACUCAAGAAAUCGCUCAGGUUUGGGAUGAAGUGGCCUCCUGCUUGGACGAUGGAGAAUUGGACUGCACGGUGCAGCAAGUACGGCUGCCACACACACCGAUGGCAACUACAGUGUAUUCAGUGUUAUGUGCUGCAGAGGUUGCCUCUAAUAUGGCCAGAUACGAUGGCCUCAAAUACGGUUACCGUGCGCAGCCGUCCACCGAGUGGGUUGACAACGGGGCCAGUGGCGACGGGGAGCAGCAGUUGAGCAGCGUGGAGGCAAUGUUCGCAGCCACACGAUCACACGGGUUUGGCGAUGUGGUACGCGGUCGUGUGUUGGCAGGCAACUUCUUCCUCCUCACCAGUCAGCGGGAUUGCCAUCUGGAUGCUGCUCGUCGGCUUUGGCGUUUGAUUAAGCAAGAUUUUGAUGAGGUAUUUGAUCAAGUAGACUUCCUACUCACUCCCACGACUCUUGGACCACCGACCCGGCUUACGGACUUCGUCCAACUGGACAGUCGAACUCGGUGCACCAUGGAUGACGUGUGCACCGUCGGAGCGAAUUUGGCUGGCGUUCCGGCAGUGUCGAUCCCUGUGUGUCUCUCUUCAUCCACAGGGCUACCAAUCGGAUUACAACUGAUCGGACCGGCUUUGAGCGAAGUUGGAUUGCUACGAUUAGCCGCCCACAUCGAAUCCAUGGUCGCGUUUCCAAGCCUGGUAGAUAUGAUCGGACUGUUAGACCAGCUGCGAACCUCAUCUUGACUAUAUGUACAUUUGUUACAGCUGCCACUGUUAUAUGAUGGUGACAAUACUUUGUAA